CCAGCCCAUAUCUGCGCACAACGCCUAUCCCCCAUUCUCACAGAACACACCCACACACACAAAACCCAACCCAUAUCCGCGCACAACCACGGUGUUAACCCCUCGCAGACCCACAAACCCUCUCUCUCAAGCAUACACACAUCAUCACAUAUUAAAUGGCGAAUUUGAGAAGGGCUCUGUUGAAUAACAUACCUCGCAUCCUUAAUUCCACCAAUCGGAGCUCCGUCGUCCCCUCGCCGAUCCGCUCGGAAACUCUUUACAGGCCUUCUUUUUGUCCGUUUUCUCGUGUCUACUCGUCGAACGAUAAAAUUCAGUCGCUAGAUAUUGAUCUGUCAAAUGAAGAAAGCAAAAGGCGCUUAUGUAACAGGCUAUUAUAUAGGAGCAAACAAAGAGGCUAUCUUGAGUUGGACCUGAUUUUGGGAAAAUGGGUGGAGGAUCAUAUCCAUUCUAUGGAUGAAAAUGGAAUUAAAGCUCUGGUUGAUGUCCUUGACCUGGAAAACCCAGAUCUGUGGAAGUGGCUUACUGGACAGGAACAACCUCCAGAGGCAAUAAACACAAAUCCUGUGUUCACUGCAGUUCAUGAAAAGGUGGUGCACAAUCUCAACCACCACGCUGCUCCUGAGACACGGGCAACGCCUGGGCAGCCCUGGGUGAGAGGUUGGGAUGAUUUCAAGAAAGGUCGCAACAGCCCUAUAACUGGGAACCAGUAGCUCUACUCAGGCUAGAAUGUUUUCUAGAAUAGUGUAUGCUUCUGUUGCAAUUACAUAGUGAUAUGGGGCAAACCUUUGGUACUGUAUUUUUACAAUAGUAUAACUCUAAAUAAGGCAAAAAUGACGUUGCCAAAAUGUAAAAAUCAUGCCUCUUGACAGAUGCGUUAUUAUUGAAAAUGCAGUUUAUAUCAAGAAAGGUGUAGCAAAAAUGCAUAAUGUCAAGCUUUGUGCCUGUGCUUUGCUAUCAUAUGGAAAUUCUUGUAAAUUUUAUACAUUCCAAUUUUUG
This is a messenger RNA of Ilex paraguariensis (yerba mate), 996 nucleotides long. NCBI's taxonomy places the organism in Eukaryota, Viridiplantae, Streptophyta, Magnoliopsida, Aquifoliales, Aquifoliaceae. The record is from the annotation of a GenBank genome assembly.